Messenger RNA from Arctia plantaginis, 930 nucleotides. The record is from the annotation of a GenBank genome assembly. NCBI's taxonomy places the organism in Eukaryota, Metazoa, Arthropoda, Insecta, Lepidoptera, Erebidae.
AUGGCUAAGGCUAAGAAACGUGUCAAAGUUGUAAACGACAACAUAACCGUCCCAGAAAUAGUGAAAUGUUUUAUCUCGGUGCAUUGGCGCGGCGUUCUGACUACAGUGACACCUUUAAUUUUUUUAUUCGUGAUACUUCCACUUCCUGCAGAGCCUUAUUGUUGGGUUGCUUAUACAUUGUUGAUAAUGGCUGUUUUUUGGAUGACUGAGUGCAUACCUAUUGCCGUAACUGGCUUCCUUCCUGUGGUAAUAUUUUCUUUAUCUGGCGUUAUGAGCACUCGUAAUGUUUGCCGUUGCUAUAUGAAUGAUACCAUAAUAAUGUUCCUUGGAAGUUUGUUUCUUGCGAAUUGUAUAGAACAAUCUGGAGUUCACAAACGUCUAGUUUACUUCGCUGUGCGCAUUAUUGGAUACUCGCAUUUCAAAUUACUAUUUGCUAUGUGUUCAGUUACAACCUUUGUAUCAAUGUGGAUAUCAAAUACCGCAGCUACUACGAUGAUGGUUCCUAUUAAUUUUGCUUUGUUGAAAGUGUUUGAAGAAGAAAAAGUUUUAAAGAUGUAUGACACAACACCGGAUGGUGAUUUAGUAGCAAGUGACAUGACAACCUGUUACUUUUGUGCUGCCACCUACUCUGCAACUAUUGGUGGUAUAGGAACUCUUGUAGGCACCGGUACCAAUUUAGUAUUCAAAGGAUUGUUCACGACGGAGUAUCCGAAAGAACCAGAUUAUCUUUCUUUUCCAUUAUUCAGUGCCUUUGCGGUACCAUACAUGAUUGUCAUGGAAGCGUUUAUGUACCUGUAUUUAAUUACCUUAUAUUUUGGGGCAUUCAGGCCUGACAGUCCAGAAGCAAAAAGUUCGAAAAUUACACCAGCUGCAAAGGAAGCGGCAAAAAAAAACCGUGGAAAAAAAUGCCAAGGCACUGGGGCCAAUUAG